CCAGGUGUCACGAGCCGGGCGACGGCGAGGAGGGCUGGCGACUGCCGGCGCGGCUGCACGUGACGGUGAAGUUCCUGGGGGGGGACGGCGACCCCUCGGACCGCAAGGAGGUAGACGAGCUCGUCGGCACCUGGCACAGCGUGGAGGUGCGGGCGCUGGUCUUCCUGCGCGGCGGCGGGCUGCUGUGCGCGGAGGUGGCGCUGAGCGACGGCGAGGGCAGCGAGCAGCUGCGGGCGCUGGCGGGCGACGGCUGGCGGCCGCACAUCACGCUCCUCAGCUCCUACCCCUAUCAGGCCAAGGACUCCACCGCCGUGCUGGAGGCCUACGCCGCGGCGGCCGCGGCCGCGGCCGGCCCCGCGGGGGCGGCCGACGCGGACGCGCCCGCGUCCCCGCCGCAGGAGCCGGCCGCUCUCCCGCGGAAGGGCCUCGGAGGUUUUCGUCGGCUGUUGGAGCUUUUCUCGCCUCGGGGUGCCCGGGGCGCGCCCGCGGCCCCUCGGCAGGAGGGCCUGAGCGCCGCGGACCGGGAGCUGGCGGAGUCCAUGCGGAGCGCCAUGCAGAGCGGGGCACCGGCGUCCAGCGCCCUGAAGGAGCCGCGGAUGUUCACCGACACGGUCUUGCCUGGUGGCCUGGGCACCGUGGACCUGUGCGUCAUCCCGCUGAGCCCACCCCGCGACCUGGGGCCGUGCAAGUUCAAGCUGUUCUACAAGUAGGUCGGACUGCUCCACGAGCAGCAAAGGCAGAAGCAUGAAUCUUUGGAGCUCCGCGCGGAUAUCUUAGAUCGGCGCUGGGGCCCCCUGGCGGCGCCUCUGGAGCCACCCCUGGCGCGCUCCGCGCUCCAGGGAGGGAUGUCCACCGCCGAGCCAAGAAAUCCGGAUUGAGCUCCGAACGUGUAUGAUUAUGUAAGUGAUGUAGUUGUCUCUUCUUCUCAGGUCAGGCUGCGGGAGCGGCGCACCCCGGGACAAGGUUUGGUAUUUGGGUUGCGGGAGUCUAAAAGGGCCCGCCCGUGUCCGAAGGGCUUUGCGCAUA
Molecule: messenger RNA, 1026 nt
Organism: Prorocentrum cordatum
Lineage: Eukaryota; Dinophyceae; Prorocentrales; Prorocentraceae
Source: the annotation of a GenBank genome assembly